Molecule: messenger RNA, 1974 nt
Organism: Paramecium tetraurelia
Lineage: Eukaryota; Ciliophora; Oligohymenophorea; Peniculida; Parameciidae
Exons: 7
Biological process (GO): vesicle-mediated transport; intracellular protein transport
Cellular component (GO): membrane coat
Molecular function (GO): clathrin binding
Source: RefSeq, a predicted model, not a curated record
AUGGCUUAUUUUGGAAAUAAUCCAUAGCGUGGAGAAUUGCAAGAGCUUUAUGCUGAUUUAAAUGAUCUGAAUUUUGAAAAGAAGAAAGAAGCUGUUAAGAAGGUGAUUGCUUAUAUGACAGUGGGCAAAGACGUAUCAGAUCUAUUUCAAUCUGUCAUAAAGUGUUUAGAAUUUAAUGACAUAGAGAUGAAAAAACUAAUUUAUUUAUAUAUUGUCAACUAUUCCAGAUAAAAGCCAGAUGAUGCCAUAAUGGUGAUACAAAAUUUUAGGAAGGAUGUGAGAAAAUCAGAGAAUCCUUUGGUAAGAGCACUAGCCAUAAGGACUUUCGGGUGCUUGAGAGUACCGAAACUUAAUGAAUAUUUAAUAGAGCCUCUUAAAGAUUGUAUAUAGGAUGAUGACCCUUAUGUCCGUAAAACUGCAGUGUUGUGUGUCCCAAAAGUAUAUGAAGUGUCCCCUGAGAUAUGUCCUCCGUUGUUGGAAAUUCUGUAGAAGUUAUUAGAGAAGGAAUCAAAUGCAUUAGUUUUGGCUAAUUUGAUAUAAUCAAUGAGAGAAAUUGAGGUUGUAAGUGGCAAAUAAAUUAUCAAUUUGAACCAGAAGAUCAUUUAAAAGUUGUUAUUGGCUGUUGAUGAAUGCAUUGAAUGGGGAUAGAUAUUUAUUUUGGAUUAUUUAGCCACUUAUAAUCCAUAGGAUUCAAAAUAAGCUGAAGUAAUAAUAGAAAGAACACUACCAAGACUGAGUCACAUAAAUCCAACUGUUACAUUUUGUGCUGUUAAGGUUAUACUCAAAUAUUUGGAUUUCUUAGAUAAUGGAGAACUAGUUAAGAAUUUAUGUAAGAAAGUGGCACCCUCUUUAAUUUCCCUAUUAUCUUGGAAUCAACCAGAAGUAUAAUACACAAUCCUAAGAAACAUCUCUUUGAUUUUACAGAAGUUCCCAAUCUUGUUCGAAAACGAUGUUAAGGUGUUUUUCUGUUCAUUUAAUGAACCCUAUUAUAUCAAAUACGAGAAAUUGGAUAUCAUGGUUAGAAUUUGUGAUUCCAAAAACUUUGCUUAAGUUCUUAAUGAACUUCUCAUUUAUUUAAAUGAAGCCGAUCCUCAUUUUGUCAGAAAGACUAUUAAGUCAAUUGGAAAAAUAGCAAUCACUUAUGACAAAGCCUUGGAUAAAGCAGUCUCUAUUUUAGUGGAAUUUGCUAAAAACAUUUAAUCACCAACUGAGCCAGUCUAAGAAUUGCUCAUUUAAAUGCAACUUAUUUACAAAAAGAGCAAAUAGAUGUAUAAACAUGAAGAUAGUCUAAAAGUCAUAUAUUCUAUCAUCGAUUAUGCAAAUGAAUCAGAAUCUAAAAGUGCAUGUGCAUGGAUUGUAGGAGAAUUUGGUGAAUUCAUUCCUAAAUCAGUAGAAAAAAUGAAAGAGUAUAUCGAUAAUUUCUAAAUGGAAGAUAGAUUAGUUUAACUCUAAUUACUUACUUCAGCAGUCUAAUUAUAUCUCAAAUAUCCAUCAUAAUGUUCUGCUCUUAUCUAAUAGUUGAUCGUAUCUGCCAAAGACUCAUUUAAUCCUGAUGUUAGGGAUAGAACCUAUAUUUAUUGGAGAUUGUUGUCAACCGACCCUGAAAUUGUUAAGAACUUAGUUUGCUUUAAUAGUGGAACCUUCUCCAAUUUUUCAAAGGAUCUACGCUUAUGGGAAACCUAAGAUUUAGUUUUAGCUUUAGAAAAUAUGGGGAGCAUCAGCAAUCUAUUCCACAAACUACCACAUCAAUUGUAUAAGAACAUCAAAAUUAAAGUCAACAAUUAACAGGAAGUUAAGAUUUACAAAGGAGAAGAGAAACCAGAAACCUAGGUCAAAGAACAAUAAGAUGAAAAUCAGUAAAAUAUCCAAAAGGAGUAAUAAUAAGAUAUUGAUCUUUUAAAUUUCGAUGAUCCUCCUGUUAAUAACAAUAAAAAUAAUAAUAGUAACAAGACAGAUUUAUUUGAGCUUAUUUGA